Molecule: messenger RNA, 1646 nt
Organism: Pyricularia grisea
Lineage: Eukaryota; Fungi; Ascomycota; Sordariomycetes; Magnaporthales; Pyriculariaceae
Exons: 4
Coding region: 700-1389 (229 amino acids)
Source: RefSeq, a predicted model, not a curated record
GACAUGUUCAAUAAUGGAGAGGCACGGUUAAGCCGUGAAGCUGACGUCAACCUUCUUACAGAGUUGUAUAUUUUCUCAACUAUGAACAUUUGCGCCAAGUAUUGCUUGAAUGGAUUUGUUUGAUGCUAUAUUGAGUGCCCCCGAAUCGAAAACAUGUCAGCCAUCACGCUCCGAAGCUGCCACCCCUGCCUUGGCGAUGCAACUUUGCGUGCCAAGACGGGCAGGUUAAACGGCUCAUUAACCUCCGCACUUCUACUUCUGUUAUGUCGUUGACCUUCACCACCUACCGAACUUGUCUCGGAAGGGCAACCGAGUGCCAAACAGGGGACAUUGCCCAGUCUUGGGUCUUUAAUUCCCCGGAAGCCCAGCCCGGUCAAAUAAAGUGUUUUUCAUAUCGAGCGAGCUUCUUAGUGGCCCGGACCGGUCUAUGUUCGGACAAUGACCAGGAUGUAGCUAACGUCCUUGCAGCUAGCUCGAUAUACACAGUUGUUGAUCCGUGGGCAGCAGCCUUCUUCUCCAAUCUUUGGGAGUUGGGGGGUCGCAUUCUUGGCAUGGUGUCGAUUUUGAUAUAAAACCAGGUCUCGAAGCUGUUCAACCUCGGGAGCCUCCUGUUCAGGAUUGUUGUGUGUCGCCACUCUCAUCUGAGCCUAACAUCACCUUUGUCAACGAUACAGACCCCUGGAAUUCCAGGCUCACAUCAUGAAGGUCACAGCCAUCAUACUUGCUGCUUCGGCGGCAGUCAACGCCCACUAUGUCUUCCCGACCCUGCUGGUCAACGGCCAAACCGCCGGCUCGACCGACUGGAGCCAGGUCCGCAAGACCGUGAGCUGGCAGGACAAUGGCUUCGUCGCCAGCGUCACUUCGCCCCAGAUCCGAUGCAACCAGCUCAACUUGAACCAGGGCGGUAGCGCGACCGCAACCGUCGCCGCCGGCUCAAAGGUCGGCUUCAACGUAGCCCCUAGCAUCUACCACCCGGGUCCGCUCGCCUUUUACCUCGCCAAGGUGCCGGCCGGCCAGACUGCGGCAAGCUGGGAUGGGUCCGGGCAGGAGUGGUUCAAGAUCUACCACGAGCAGCCAAACUUUGGCUCGCAGCUGACGUGGCCUAGCAUGAACCUGAACAAGGCUGAGGUCACGCUGCCGUCGUGCAUCCCCAGCGGAGACUACCUCCUCAGGGUCGAACACAUUGCUCUGCACUCUGGACCAGGCCAGGCUCAGUUUUACAUUGCUUGCGCCCAGAUCACCGUCACCGGCGGCGGCAACACCAACCCGACCAACAAGGUCGCCUUCCCUGGUGCCUACUCGCCCAACGACCCCGGACUGAUGGUCAACAUUAACUGGCCCAUCCCUACGUCCUACCAGAACCCUGGCCCCCCUGUCUUCAAGUGCUAGGUGAUGUACAUAGCGUAUAAAGCGUGAUUCUUUGGGUCGCGAUCUAGAUGGGUAUAUAUAGUUGUGCAUUUUGAACAUUAUAGGCACUGCAUGUUGAGUGGUAUUGCAUCUACACUGUUAUUUAUUUACAAAGCAUAUGGGGUCGCAACCCAAAUUAAGGAUGCGACAGUGAAACAUUCGUGUACAUGUGUGCAUUCUUAUACUGCAUAUGUAACUAGGUACACAAUCUACUUGUGAUCUAAUCUAUUGUAUAGUUC